GUCCAAAGGAUAUAUCCACAGACAUGUUUGCCCAUCUUUGUAGGCGCUUUGGGAGAGUUGAUGUUGAUAGAGAAGAGUCUAGAGUGAAGCAAACGAAACCUAAACGUAAUGAUGGACACAGGACAUGGGGAAUGUGGAAGGCCUGCAGACAGACGUCAUCCCCUGAAAAUGUCCUAAACAAGGUGCAGGCCAACGAGGAAGAGGAGAGGCUGAAUAGAGAACUGGAGCUAACUACCAAGGAGAGAAAUGAGCUGACAGAUCGCCUCCUUUAUGUGACAGGUGGAUCCAUGAACAAAAGCCCCUACUUCAGGCCAAAUCCAUUUAAUGAAAACUUGAAGAUAAAGGAGAAAGAGGUCAUGUCAUUACUGCACAACUUAGACAAAAAGAACAUUGAACAUCGUGAGAAAUUUCAGGAGCUCAAGAAGGAGAUUAACUUCUAUCGCAACCUGCACAGCCGUCUCCUGAUGGACCAGGCAUGUAUGAAGAAGAAGUUGGUCACAUUGAAGCAGGAGAGCAAGGAGUUACAGCGAUAUUUGUUUGAGUUGAACCCGAAGGAUGAAGAUGAACAGGAGAAGACCAGCAACCUCCAGACCCAGCAAAAUUUGGUAGGAACAAGCAGCUGAGUCAGAUUAUCAAUGUCUGAUACCAUUUGCCUAUUGGAUACAUCUUUGCUUCCCCUAUCAUCUUUCUAAUCUCCCCACACCCAAUCAGUCAUCCACUUCAUGUGAUAGAGUUAUUCAUUGCUCUGUCUGUGCACAAGUAUUCUGGGAAAUUAACCACUCUUCAGAAACUGAAUUAUUGGCAAUUAUACUUCUCUCCCCUUUUUGAAACUGCAGUCCAGAAAUGGUGACAGAGGAAUAACAUAUCACAUGACUGCAUCUCCUUAUCACAGAUUGGAUGCUAUGAAGAGUUUUGAAUGAGUUCUUGGUCGUGUGACAAAGGUCAUACAGUGGUCAUGUGAUGGUUGGAAGCACCUUGUAGGGAUAAGAACCAAGUGCAAAUGGCAAAUGAGUCCUGGUCAUUGGCUUUGAUCUGGGUAUCAUGUGGCCUUCUCCUUUCUUCCUGCACCCCAAUUAGGUCUCCCCCCAUUUCCCCAUUCUUGGU
Messenger RNA from Rattus norvegicus (Norway rat), 1104 nucleotides. RefSeq names its product disks large homolog 5-like. NCBI's taxonomy places the organism in Eukaryota, Metazoa, Chordata, Mammalia, Rodentia, Muridae. The record is from RefSeq and is a predicted model, not a curated record.